Eleginops maclovinus (Patagonian blennie) is the source of this 6976-nucleotide messenger RNA. It is a transcript of the gene crocc2, whose product is annotated as ciliary rootlet coiled-coil, rootletin family member 2. The record is from RefSeq and is a predicted model, not a curated record. The transcript is spliced from 36 exons. NCBI's taxonomy places the organism in Eukaryota, Metazoa, Chordata, Actinopteri, Perciformes, Eleginopidae. Bases 257 to 6100 code for a protein of 1947 amino acids.
AUUUGCUACAAACAAGUUUUGUCAGUGAUUUCUUUACAACUCUCUAACUUAACGUUUAAGUUAUUUCUGUAUUUCUUACUACUUUAUUUAAACGACAUGCUAGGUUUGUGCUUUUUGUUAUUUCCUCACCGUUUGACUUCUCUCUAUCUAGCCUCAGUUAAAGCAACGUUACAGCAAGGUUUCUGUGUCGUCAAAUGAAGCCAUUUACUUUAGCCUGCUAGCUAACCUUCUUUAAUUGAGGCUGUGGCAGUUAGCAAUGACUUCUGAACGGGAGCAGGGUGCACACUCUGGACUGGAGGCUGUGAUUCAGAAGUUGGAAGAGUCUCUGCUACACUCUGAUGGAUGUUCAGGACAGAGGGGUCUGACACUUGGAACUCAUGGACAGGAGUCCGGUGUCACUGCUACGCCUGUCUCCACCUACAUCCGCCAGAUCAUUACCCGCAACCUGGCAGAGCAGCCAGCCGGUGAGAGCGGUGAGGUCAGCGCGCUGGAGGACAGCAGGGCCCUGAGGGAGCAGCUCUCCCUGAGCCAGAUGGAGCGUGACCAGCCACGAGUCAAACAGGCCAGUCUCACAGACAGGCUGGAUCAGAUGCUGAUGCUGCAGUCAGCAGUGGACUCAGACCAGGACAGGGGAUCAGCAGAUUCCCUGCUGAUGCAAAACAAGGAGAGAGCUUACAGCCAGAAACUGCAGGCAUACCAGGAGGCCCAGCUGAGACAAGUGGAACUUGUUCAGAAGCUUCAGAUCAAGGUUCUUCAAUACAAGACGAGGUGUGGGAAACUGGAAGAGCAGGUGCUGAAGAAGACCUCAGAGUCCGAGAACAUGAGGCUGUUGCUGCAGGGCCACCUGGACUCAGCCCAGUGUCAGCAGCAGACAGAGCAGGAUCUCAACACGACCAUCCAGAAGAAGUGUGCUCAGCUGGAGGAGGAGCGACAGAGGUGGGCAAGCCUCAGCCAAGUCAACUCUACGCUGCGGGAACAACUGGAUCAGGCCGGCACGGUCAACCAGGCGCUAACAGAGAGCUUGUGGAAGGCUCGUGAAGAUGUUGACUUAAGUGAUUUGCGUCUGCUCAGAGAGCAAGAGACGUGCGCCUCCCGGCUGAGUCGUGAACAGGCUCGUGUCAGAGCACUGUGGCGCCAGGCUGCUUCCCUGCGGAGCACUUUCACCCAGCUAAGGACUUUCACUGACAGGACCCUGUCUGAUAUGCGCAGGGAGUGUGGUGCUGCCAGCCAGCAUCUACAUGUGGCCUGCAUGAGCAUAGAGGCCAGAGUAAAUCAGGAGAGCACCUCUAGUGGUUUGGAGGUGUCAGCUCUGGAGAGCCAGUUGAAGGACAAGCUGAAAGAGGCCAUGCAGCUUCAGGGUCGCUGGGAUACCGAGAAAGUCCAACUUAACUCCAAAAUCUUGGUGCUGACAGACACCGUGAAGCACCUCCGCAGCCAGAACAGUGAGAAGGACUCCAGCCUGAAAACCGUGCAGAUCAGUCUGGACAGGAUGGAGACGAGGAGAACAGAGGAUAAAGCAGAGAUGGAGCUCCUCUACACAGAGACCCAAGCCCACCAGAAGAUGUUAUGUCGUGUUCACCAGGUGUUUGGUGGGGAGGGUGAUGGCAGUGGAUCUGAGAAUGUGUCCUCCUCUCCUCUUCAUGUCCACUCUCCUGUGAGGAACACUACCCUGAUAGCUGUGCAGGGCGCUCUCUCCAAGCACCAGAACCAGACACAGGACUUGCGUGGGCGUCUGGAAGCGGCUCUGGAGCAGGUUGAAACUCUGCAGAAGAAAGACGCUAUGAGGACAGAGCUGGAGCAGAAGGUCCAGGAAGUGAGGAGGGAAAAUCAGGAGGUUAAAACGGCUCUGGAGGAGAGCCUGAGAGACAGCAACAGAUACCGCUGCUCACUUGAGCUCCUCUCCAGUGAGAAGUGCAGCCUGGAGAAGCUGCUCUCUGGGCUGCAGCAGGAGGUGGACUCCCAGCAUGCCGAGCUGGAGGUACUGCGAGGCUCAAUGCUGGAGCUCCAGAGACAGCAGGACCUCCUGAGGCAGCAGAGGGAGGAUCUGGGGAUGCAGCUGGCAUGCAAGCGCACGGAGGCCCAAAGAGGCGAGAGGAGUGUGGAGCAGCUGGAAGGGAAACUCUCAGAGGUACGCAGGGAGAUGGUGACAGUGAAGGAGGCUCUGAGUCAAAUGACCCUGCAGAAGGAGGUGUUAGAGGAUGAUAAGGCCAGCCUGGCUCUGGCUCUCAGCAAGAUGGAGUCCCAGAGUGCUGCACAUGAGUUAGCACUCAUCAAACAUCAGAAUCAGGAGGCUGCCGUUAAAGAUUCUCUGGCCAAAAUGGCUGCCCUGAGUGAGGGGUUAGCCAAGGACAAGGUGGAACUCAAUCGCAUUCUGCUGCAGACAGAAGGUGAGAAGAGGCAGCUUGGUGAACGCAGAAGGGAAGCUGAUACGGAGCGAGCUGCAGCGAGGGAGGAGACGGCACGGGUGCAGCAGGCGAUGAUAAAUCUGCUCGCUGAGAAACAAGCCCUGGAGAGCUCCCACAGCCACAUGCAGGAUCUCUGCCAGAAGCUGGAAGCAGAGCUGAGCCUGCAGCAGAAGGAGAACGCUCAGGCCCAGGAGCAGCACUCACAGGUCAACAGGCGGAUGCAGGAUGUGUGUGAGGAGCUGUGUGCGUGCAGGAAGGAGCUGCAGUCACAGACCGCAGCCCAGAAGAGAGCUAGCCAUGACAGGGAGGAGCUGGCCAAGGACAGGGCGGCUCUGGACGUCAGGCUCAACUCUGCUGACCGAAAGGCCUGUGGUAUUGCACAGGAGAUGGUUGCACUUAGAGCUGAGAAGGAAUCCCUGGAGACAGCUCUGUUCCAGAGCCAGGAGCUUGCCUCCUCUCUGGAGGCUGAGUGCACCAGGAAAGAGGGGGAGAGGCGUAGCUUACUCCUGGCUAAUGAGGCCUUGACGCGUGAUGCUGCUCAGAUGCGCGAAGAUGGUGAACAACGGGUUGAACAAGCUGUAAAAGCGCAGAGUGAACUGGAGGAGAAGCUGGCCCAAGUGAAAAGGAAGACCCUGCUGACCCUGAGCCACAAAGAGCAAAUUCACAGAGAGCAGCUUGAAGCUGAACGCAAGAUUAAGGAGCAACAGUAUGCAGAGCUGACAGUUGAGAGGGAGCAGGCUGAGGAGAAGCUGCGCAGACAGUGUGAGGAGCAGCGAGCCCUCAGCCAGAAGGAGCUGCAGCAGGUGCAGGAGGAAGUGGCCAGGCAGCAGCAUGACUUCAACCAAAGCCUCCUGCAGGCUGAGAGUGAGAAGCAAGAGGUUUUGUCCCAGAAGGAGGCAGAAAAGGCCGUCCUGACAGAGCAGCUAGCAGCCCUGCAGCAGGAGCUAGCCACAGCAUGCAUGGAGCUGGAGUGCAUGCAGAGGGAGGCACGCAGCAAACAUGAGCAGGAUAAGAAUGCUACGGCUGUCCUCCAGUCUGAGCUGCAUGAUUUGAGGUCUCAAUUUGAGGAGUCUUUGAACGCCCAUGAAAAUGCUAAGAAGAGUCUCAUUGAGCAGGUCAAAGAGUUAUACCAGCUGAGAGAACAUACACAGCAGGAGUUGGAGACCCUUCGCUGGCAGCUGCAGGAGGGAGAGGAUGCACUUAUUAAAGCACAGACUGAGCUGAUUGAGGCUCACAGACAGCUCCAGGAGUGUGCACAGGAACGGGACAAGCAACGGAGAGAUGCUCUGGACCUGAGAAGGCUCAUGGGAGACGAGACCAGAGAGAAAGAGGCUAUACAAGCCUCUAACCAGGAGCUGAGAGCUUUCAUCAAGAGAGCAGAGAGUGACAACAACAGCUUGAGACGAGCUUUGGAGGAGAGGGAUCAGAAAGUGUCUGUCUCAGAGGAAUGUCGGAGUUCCAUGCACCAAGAGUUAACCACUCUACGGAGCAGUCUGAGGGAGCUGGAGAAGUCCCGCCUGCGAGCACGCCGAGACCUGCAGGAGCUGCGCAGACAGGUUAAAGUCCUUAAAUGCGAGGACAGCCGUCAGAAACAGGAGCUGCGAGAGCUGCAGGCCCUAAUGAGUCAGGAGGAGCAGGAGGAGGAGGAGGCUCGGAGCGAGGCUUUCUCUCUAAGGCAGAAAGUGCUGGAGUGUGAGGCUGGCAGAGAAGCAGCGCUGAAUGAGGUCUCAGGUCUGCAGCGCCGUGUGUUGCAACUGGAGACAUCGGAGCAUCAGAACCGGGGGCUGCUGCAGGACAGAGAAGCUCAUCAGCAGCAGAGUGACCGCAGGCACAGAGAAACCACCGCCCAGCUAGAGGAAAACCUGGAAGAUGCCAGGAACAAGGUAACGGAACUCUCUGCGCAGGUUGGCUUUGCUGAAAGCAGGGUCCACGGCCUGGAGGAGCAGCUGGGCCUGGCCGAUGCCAAACGCAGGGACCUGGAGCUGAGGUUGGCGGGGGUGUAUUCAGCUCUGCGCCGCACUUUUGGCGCUAGCCAAAAAAUUCUUUCAGGCACACCUGGGUCCCGUAGACGGUCUUCCUCUCCCUGGAGGAAACACCUGCAAGGGAAAGGCGGUGAGACCGAUGGAUCGGUGCUGUCUUUGUCCCAUGGUGUCGAUGAAGAGCUGGACAUUGACUCAGUGCAUUCAGUCCUGAGGGAUUUCAAGCAGGAACUCAGGGACACCCAAAGAGACAGGGAUGAAGCCUGGGCUCAAAUUGUUGGUCUAAGUCAGCAGAUAACAGAGCACUGUGGCAGCCAGGAGAAGUCAGCCACCCAGCUGCUUCAACUUCAGCAUACCUUGAAGCAAUCAGAGCAGGGAAAAAGAGAGAUGUCAGAGUGCUUGCAAGAGACGCAGACAGCCCUUUCCUUGCAGGAAGAAGUAGCAUGUCGCACUGAGAAGGAGAAGAGACACCUUGAAGAGGAGGUUGCUCGAUUCAGGACCGGUCUGCAAGCUGCUGAGGCCCAGUCCAGGGAGCUGCAAGAAAAGCUAGAGCUCUUCCAGGCUUUCGAAUCUCGUGCAAAAGUAGAACAACAGAAUCUAAAGGAGUUUCUUCAAGCAGCAGAGAGCAGGGUGAACCGUCAGGAGCUCUCCCAGCGCACCCUGGAAGGAGAGCUGCAGAGGGCCCAGCUCCGGGCCGCAGAGCUAGAGGCAGAGUCAGGGGCCCUGCAGGACAGACUGACGGAGAGCAGGAGGAAGCUGGGAGAGAGCGAGGACCGCGGUGCCACACUGAGGGUCAGCGAGGAGAGGUUGGUCACAUCGCUGGCUCGCACUGAGCAGCAUGAGAGCCAGCUGAGAGAACAGCUCCACAAACUGUCCAACAGCCUAAGUGACAACAGGAUCAGCAGCGGGGCCCUGCAGGAGCAGAUCUCUCAGCUGCAGAGGGCUCUGACAGCCAGCGAGCAGGACCGGAGGCUGCUGCAGGAUCGUUUGGAUAAAACACGAGAUGCCCUUUCAGAGAGAAAGAGGAUGAACCACACACUUACAGAGCAGAACCAGAGCCUUCGAAGAGCCCAAGAUGACCUAGAGAUCAAAUGUUCUGAGCUGGAGAAGCAUAACAGGGCACUGAAGGAGAGCCUGAAGCAGCAGCAGGAAGCCGAGCUGCAGUCCCAGCAGCUUCAGCACGACAAGCAGGAACUCCAGGACAAGGUCACCGAUCUGCAGAGCUCUCUGCCAAAGCUCCAGAGUGACAGAGCAGAGAUGGAGAGGGUGCUGACGCGCCUUGGUAAAGACAAGUGGGCGCUCAGAAAGACUCUGGAGAGGGUGGAGAUGGAGAGGCUGAGGGUGGAGGAGGAGGCGGCGUCUGCUGCCAGAGAGAAGGAGCAGCUGGGACAGGCAGUCGAUAGCCUGGAACAGGAGCUGGCUGAGAGGCAGGCAGAGGUGCAGACAGUGCAGGCUCAAGUGUCCCAGUUGGAGCACUCUCAUGCACAGCGCCUCCUGGAGGUGACAGCCCACCAUCACCAGGAGCUGGAUUUGGAGACGGAUCGUCUGAGAGACACUCAGCUUCAAGCAGAGCAGGCCUUGGAGAACAGAGAGAAGGCUCAUCGACAGAGGGUGAAAUGCUUAGAAGAACAGGUGCUGACUCUCAAAGAGCAGCUAGAUCAGGAGACAAGAAGACGACAGGCCUAUUUUAACCAGAUGCUGCAGCCCGGUGUGUAGAGAGAGCCUGCAGGGAAGUAUGUAGCACCUCUGGCUUCCUCAUUCACUGUUCCUCUGGCAGCUUCCCAACAACAGUAUGUAACGAGCUAUGUCCACAUUUGGAAACACACGCGCACACAAACACUCUCCUGAGGCGUUUGGUCCCACCCAUGCACAUGUGCACACCGGAUUACAUUAAUCUGCAGGCAAACUCAACAACAACAAACAAUGAAUGUUUUGUUUAGAAGUGAACUGGAUGUGCCAAAUUGUUUUAAGGAUUUCCUCUGGGUUGCUGCAGUUGGCGUUUCUGUUUAUGCCGUGUCAUUCUUUUGUGGAAACAAGGUGAUGAAAAGUAUCCUUAGUUGCUGCUUCAUACUCUGAUGAUUGUUCCUAUACUCAAUAUGUCAAAAUCACUGUUAGUGUAUACUCAUGAGAAUAUAGAUUCAAAUAUGAACAAUAGUUGCAUAUUCCCCUGCUGUGAUGAGUUAGUCUUUCAGGCAAACAUUUAUUUUAUGUUCAUGUAUUUGACUCAACCAAUGAUAAUGUGCCAAAGCUGUGAUUGUUAUUAAAACACUGAGUGUGUCAGAGCAGAGUUAUACAAUAUUAUUUUCACAAAGGUUGUUGAUAAUUGAUUAUGUUUUUCUUCCGGCCACACAACUUGUUUUGGAAAAACUUUUCUCUGUGAACUUUGGGAAGGACAGCACUGCCCUUUCAUGGCGUGUGAGUUCUGGCGUUUGGUUGCACCAUUAAAAGCUUUUGUGGAUUUAGUGUCGUUGGUGAGAGAAUGACCUUUGCUCUCUGUCUCCACUGCUGUCUCCAGUGUUUUCUUCCAAACAUUGUUGCAGGACUCAAAGUUUGCCUGCUAUAUCAGCUAUAUGUCUGUAAUCCUUUUUCAAU